GGGGAGACUGGUGCGACUGUCACGUGAUUAAGCAUAUCAACAGCAACGUGUGUCUAUUUGAAAUCAACUCGAAGCCAUCAAGAAAUUGUCAAGAAAAACACGGAAGUGGAAGACAUAAUUUCGACGGAAGAUGUUACGGUCCGUGAAGAUCCAAGAUCUAAACUCUCACAUUGUGUGCGUGUUAUGUGGUGGAUAUUUAGUGGAUGCUACAACUAUUGUCGAGUGCCUGCAUUCUUUUUGUCGCAGCUGCAUUGUAAAAUAUCUCCAAGCAUCUUAUCACUGUCCUGUUUGUGAUGUUGAAGUCCACAAGACUAAACCACUGCUAAAUAUCAGGCCAGACCGAACUCUCCAAGAAAUUGUCUUUAAACUCGUUCCUGGGCUGUAUCAAGCUGAGCUCAAGCUUAGAAAUGAAUUCGAAGAAAAGCAACGAGAAGAGAACAAGCCGCCAGAGGAAAACGAGGCCGUGAAUGAAGUCACGGAGAAAAAAGAGAUUGAAAUGGAUGAUCCAGUUUUCAUCACUCUGGAAUACUACAGGAGCAAGAGAAACUGGUCGGAAAUUCAGGUUUUUCCUCCUCGUUAUCUACGAUGCCCUUCUGCGGUGACUGUUGAUGUGCUGAAAAAAUUCCUUGUAGCCAAGUUCGCCAUACCUAACACGCAUCAGGUUGCAAUGAUCCGUAGUGAUGAAAUACUAGACGAUCACCUGACCAUGAGAGAAGUUUCCCGGAUGUACGGGCUAUACGCUAAGUCCUUUCUUGAUCUAGAGUAUGCUAUCCUGGAACACUCGACAACAGAAGAACCCUCUAUACCAAACAGAGUAAAAUUAGACAUCUCUCCAUGGAAAAAGAUCAAGAUUAAGAAGACGAAAAAGAGAAAUAAGAAACUUAAAGAAAUGACGGAAAGAGAACUCUUACCAAGAAACGAAACUGUUACUGAAUCGAAAAGCAAAGUACCAAGUUUACAAAAUAGUGUCGAUGGACUCUUUUUGCAAAAUGGAAAAACACCAACCUUUCCCUAUGCACCCCCGAAUGUUGAUGACAUGCCAGCCUUGAAACAGAUAAAUGCGCCCGUAUGACGUCACACGAGGAGCACGUGAUCACUGAGUGUCAUGAAUCGACAGAUCGGUACGCACGAGGGUACACGUCCCUGCAACUAGUUUCCGACAACUUCCCCGUCAAUUCAAGGAGUUCAAGGGGUGUUCCAAGCGUUUAGUUUGUACACGGGGUGCGUCAGCUCAGUGAGAUGUAAAUAAAGGCGACGAGGAAGGAACACCAGAAAGGCUUUUUUUUUUUAAAAAAACAGGAUCACAAGCGUCUUCUUAUAUUCCCCUCUUGUAUUUCUUUAUUAUCGCUCUCUAUUUUCUGCCGUAAUUAUUGUGUCCUAACUAAAUAAAAUCGUGAUACUGGUAAAGAGUUCUGAAAAAAUCCCAUCGUUUCGGCUAAGAAGUCUAGCCUUUACCAAGGGAUAGUGAUAAAGAAAAAUUUGCUAAAAGCACAUAGUAUAUGGAGAAAUGAAAAUUUGAACAAUUUC
Molecule: messenger RNA, 1527 nt
Organism: Pocillopora damicornis (cauliflower coral)
Lineage: Eukaryota; Metazoa; Cnidaria; Anthozoa; Scleractinia; Pocilloporidae
Product: polycomb complex protein BMI-1
Biological process (GO): negative regulation of transcription by RNA polymerase II
Cellular component (GO): PRC1 complex
Molecular function (GO): promoter-specific chromatin binding
Source: RefSeq, a predicted model, not a curated record